Mytilinidion resinicola is the source of this 2421-nucleotide messenger RNA. Its product is annotated as FAD-binding domain-containing protein. The transcript is spliced from 5 exons. The record is from RefSeq and is a predicted model, not a curated record. NCBI's taxonomy places the organism in Eukaryota, Fungi, Ascomycota, Dothideomycetes, Mytilinidiales, Mytilinidiaceae. Bases 1 to 2421 code for a protein of 806 amino acids. Gene Ontology annotation, molecular function: FAD binding.
AUGACGAACCACACCAAAACGCCGUUUAGGGUGGUAAUCGCAGGCGGGAGCGUCGCCGGCCUUUCCCUAGCAAAUAUGCUACAAGCCAAUGGCAUCGACUAUAUCAUCUUGGAAGCCUACCCCAAAAUAGCGCCUCAAGUGGGCGCUAGCAUUGGUCUGCUUCCCCACGGUAACCGUAUUCUGGAUCAAUUGGGCUUGUUCGAGAAGGUGUUAUCGCACGGCUAUCCAAUUCUGUUCAUGGACCGCCAAAUGGUCUUGCAAGUCCUGUACGAUAACAUCAAGGACAAAUCGAAGGUCCUGACCGACAAACGUGUCACGAAGGUCGAGGUCAACGAGAAGGGCGUGAAGGCAAUUACAAGCGACGGAUCUGUGUAUACAGGAGACAUCAUGAUCGGUGCAGACGGCAUCCAUAGCCAAGUCCGGAAGGAAAUGUGGAGGAUCGCGGACGAAAAAUCACCAGGCAAUAUCCCCGCGUCAGAGCACGAAGCCGUCCCUUGUACCUACGGAUGCAUAUUUGGGAUUUCGAAACCGUGCGCUGGAAUUGAGCCUGGCGGUCUCCAUUCCAUUUUUCGCGUGGACAACUCAUACCUAGUGAACGGCGGACCCAACGGCCGGGUCUAUUGGUUCUAUUUCUUCAAACUGCCCAAGAAGGUCUACGGCUCUGACAUUCCCCGGUACACCAAAGAGGAGGAAGCCAAACUCCUAGCGGCAAGAGCCAAUGACAAUAUUUUGCCAAAUCUGAAAUUUGGCCACCUGGUCAAAGAAAAAAUCACGACAAACAUGACGGCGCUUCCAGAAUAUAUCUUCAAGAGAUGGCAUUAUGACAGGAUUCUUAAUGUCGGUGACUCUGCGCAUAAGGUUCACCCAAUCGCUGGACAUGGAGGCAACGGGGCUAUCGAGACUGCAGCCGUCCUGGUCAACUUGCUAGUCACAGCCUUGAAGAAAUCGACAUCAACUGGCUUGAGUACGAAGGAUGUGGACGAAAUCUUCACAAAGGUCCAGGACGUCCGCGAGAAACGGGCCGACACCCUAAUGGAGGCUUCGCACGAGCAGCAGCGCGUGGAGGGCAUGGAAACGCCCCUGAGGAAGUUCCAGGCGCUGUACCUCCUCCAGGUUGCCGGGCCUGAGGACGUCAUGUUCAACUUCUCUAGUAACAUUCCGUUCGCUGAGAAACUCGACAUGGUUGAACUUCCGCCCAAGCCGAAACUGAUUCCGUUCAAGGACGAGCUCGCGAGUGCGCCGAAAUCUAGAGGUAUUCAUGGCUGGAUACUGAUGGCGGUGUACGCUACGUGCGGCUUGCUCGCACAUUACGGCAUGUGGAUCAGAUCUGCGGAGUACGGGCUGGCGGACCAGUUUGCAAGCAUCAUAACCACGGGCGUCUUCCCCGACGAUCCGACUUUCCCUCUCAAGCGAACCUACACAGGCAUCGGUGCCAUCGACAACUACCUUACUUUCCUCUCAGCCGCUUACAUGCCGGGGCUCGCUGGCUGGGACAAAAGCUUCGCAACGCUGCAGAUGUACUUCCUCGGGAUGCUUAUCCAGCCUAUCGCCGUCUGGACAAUCGAAUCCUGCCGCAAACGCAACGCCCUAACUCUGCUGAGCAUCCCAACGGUCUGGCUCACGCUAGUCCAAUGGGCCGGCGUCGGCAUCUACAUGCCCUUCUACUACAUCGCCUACACCUGGAUCUCCGACCGCGAGCCCUACUGGUGGGCCCUCUCCCGCUUCGUCCCCAUCCACUACGCCAAAGCCCUCCUCCCCGCCAACAUCAUCGGCUACGUGCUCCCCACCAUCCUCAUGUUCCUCCCCUGGCAAGACCCCGCCACGAUCCAGAACUUCGAGGCCCUGUGGCAGCUCUCCCCGAUGUUCGUCCCGCUACUAACCGUCCUCUUCGGCGCCGUGCACAGCUGGCGCUACCCGCAAAAGGACGCCCACUUAACGCCCUACGCGAACGAAGAGCCGGCCGACCUGCGCGACCUCCAGCGCAUCUACGCCGUCGUGGGCGUGCUGGGCACCGCGCUGCACUGGGGCAUCCUGUUCAAGCUGCUAACAUCCACCGACGCGGCGCUCAGCAUCAGCUCUGUCUUCGUGCCGGACUUCCGCGCGGAGAAGAAGAGCCUCGGGCAGGGGAUCCAGGCGCUCUUCUUGGCGGAUUUCUGGGGCUUCUAUCUCGCAUCGUAUGUGUGGUGCUGCAGCGCCGUGUGGGACUUGAAGCGCGUGGGCCGGACGGUGGCGGAUGUGGGCAGGGCCGCUGCGCUGAUCUUGCUGGCGAAUGUGGUUGUGGGGCCGGGCGCGGCGAUGGCGGGCGUGUGGUAUUGGAGGGAGGGGGCGAUGGCGAGGACGACGGUAUCGAGCGGCAAAGCCUAUCGCAAGAUGUUACGGAUUUUCCUCCUCCUUGGAGCCAUAUUCCGUGUAUUGGAUUAG